Messenger RNA from Oryzias latipes (Japanese medaka), 3941 nucleotides. It is a transcript of the gene tom1l2b, whose product is annotated as target of myb1 like 2 membrane trafficking protein b. Gene Ontology annotation, biological process: signal transduction. Gene Ontology annotation, molecular function: ubiquitin binding; clathrin binding; phosphatidylinositol binding. NCBI's taxonomy places the organism in Eukaryota, Metazoa, Chordata, Actinopteri, Beloniformes, Adrianichthyidae. The record is from RefSeq and is a predicted model, not a curated record. Gene Ontology annotation, cellular component: membrane; endosome.
GAUCCGUUUUAUUUACAAUCCUACAUCCUUGGCGAUGGAGUUCAGCUCUAUCCAAUCAAAAGACGAGUUGAGAUUAUGUCGGCCAAUCAUGUCAGAGUGUGGGCGGGACUUCAAGGACGUUUCCUCACGCAUCAUCAUUAUCCCAUGGACUGACUAGGUUGUUGUCGAGCAAGAUGGAGUUCCUUUUGGGAAAUCCUUUCACUACGCCAGUAGGACAUUGCAUAGAGAGAGCUACUGAUGGCUCCCUUCAGAGUGAAGACUGGGCCCUUAACAUGGAAAUAUGUGACAUAAUCAAUGAAACAGAGGAUGGCCCAAAAGAUGCCAUAAGAGCAGUAAAGAAGAAACUUGGCGGCAACAAGAACUACAGAGAAGUGAUGUUGACUUUAACGGUUCUGGAGACGUGUGUGAAAAACUGUGGCCAUCGUUUUCAUGCUUUAGUGACCAGCAGGGACUUUGUUGACGGCGUGCUGGUUAAGGUCAUUUCUCCUAAAAACAAUCCUCCCACCAUCGUUCAAGACAAAGUUCUCGCUUUGAUCCAGGCAUGGGCCGAUGCGUUCAGGAGCAUUCCUGACCUCACCGGUGUGGUCCAAGUCUACGAGGAGCUGAAGAGGAAAGGCAUCGAGUUCCCCACAUCAGAAAUGGAGACCCUCUCACCGAUACACACACCUCAACGUGUACCGCCUGUUCCAGAGGGCGACUCUGCUUUACACAAGUACAGCACCACCCAACCCAAAACGCAGUCUGUCCCACCACCAUAUAGCAGCCCCCCGGUCCUGAACAUUAACGCCCCUGGAUCCAUCAAUCCCACACCUGAACAGAUCUGUCGGCUGCGCAGUGAGUUGGACGUUGUCCGUGGAAACACGAAGGUGAUGUCAGAGAUGCUGACUGAGAUGGUCCCGGGACAGGAAGAGGCGUCUGAUUACGAGUUACUUCAGGAGCUAAACAGGACCUGCAGAGCCAUGCAGCAGAGGAUAGUGGAGCUCAUCUCCUGCGUUUCUAAUGAGGCGGUUACAGAGGAGCUGCUGCACGUCAACGACGACCUCAACAACAUUUUCCUCCGUUACGAAAGGUAUGAGAGGUUCAGAUCUGGGAGGUCAUCAGCUCAAAGCGUCAACAACGGGGUCCUCAGUGAGGCCACAGAAGAUAACCUCAUAGACCUCGGUCCAGGCUCCCCUGCAGUGGUCAGCAACAUGGCCAGUGCCGCUCCUACCAGCUUACCCCCCAACCUCACCGCUUCUGGAGGAAGGCCGACCUCCCCGGCCACGUUGGCCUCACGUCUGGCUGGUUUGGACAUGGGCGUGGACAGCGUCAGCAGCACCCUGAGUUCUCUGAACAGCUGUAAGCCCACGCCGGCUCAGGAUGACUUUGAUGUGUUCGCUCAAACCCGGACCGGAGCCAAGUCGGAACCACAGAAGAUGUCUGCAGCAGACGACAGUCGUGCUGCCGGUGGCCCUCCUCCCACUCUGGAUGUCCUUCAGUCGACUGCAGGGGGGGGUGUCCCGGGUCACUCCUCUGUCAUGGAUGACGUAGAGGCGUGGUUGUGCACCGACGUGAAAGGAGAUGAAGCAGAAGAAGGCGUCACCAGCGAAGAGUUCGAUAAGUUCCUGGAAGAGCGAGCCAAAGCUGCAGAGAUGGCCCCCAGCUUACCGUCGCCCCCAAGUGGUACCCCGGGCGAAGGACAGGGAACCCCCGGGAGGAAGAAGCCUGACAGACGGGAGGACUCUCUGUUCGCCAUGUAGACCCCUCCCACCUUUGACCUCUGAUCCGCAGCCUUAGACCUGACCAGCCGAGCAGCACCACCUCUCAUCCGUGUGCUUUCUGACUCACCCCAGCACUACAUUCGAGUUUUGCACAUGCUCUAAACGAAACGACGACAAAAAACACAAAUUCUGGUUUCUUUUUGCUGAAUAAAUGAGUGUGUGAGAUGAAAGGACGGUGGCCCUGAAGUUCAAAUCAUUCAAACAUAUUAAGGAUCACAACGACAAAUAAAAAUGUAAAAGUGACAUUUCAGAGAUUAAACAAAUAUACAAAAAACAAAACGUAAUUGAAGAGAUUUCCAGAAAUCCAAAUGAAUGAAUGUGAUCGUUGUAUCAACUCUCAUCUACAGUUCAGGCAAAACCUCUUCCUGGUUGCCUCUUUUUCAAAACUCUUCUUUUUUUUUCUAACAUUUUAUUUUUUAAUUUCUAAAAUGUUAUUUUAAUCACUUUUAUUAUUUGUUUUGCCUUUUUCAAUUUUUCAUAUGCUUUUACGUUGGUGUGAUUUGCACUUGCGGGCCACCGUACUUUUGCCCUGUUGUGUAUUGCACAGCUUCACAUCGCAGCUCAUUGUGAUGAAACGUUAUUUUAUUUAAAAAAGGGAAAAGCAGAGUCUCACAAAAGGAAUGGGAUUUUCUAGUAACACUAAGUUUAAUCUUAUUUUUCACUCUUAAAGAAAUCCCAACGCAGAACUUUUUGUUUAUGGUUGAAGUCUUACAGACAGUUUUAGUGUUGCAGUUUCUUUAGAAACCUGUCAGAACUUGAUUUGUAAAUCUGUAAAUGACAAAUGUCAAGUUUAAUACUUCAUGUGUGUAUAUUUAAGCCACAUAUAUAUAUAUAUAAAUAUAUAUGAUUGAGAGGGUAAUAUAAUGGGAAGGAGAUUGAGCUUUGACAAUGGGAUGUACCUGGCUGAGCUUAGUGGAAGGCAUCCUUUACACUGUUUUUAAUGGGAAGACGAAGGGAAAGAAAAGGGAAUUCAGUCGAGCGCCGUGGUUUGAUGCUUCUGCUGGUCACAGCAAAUCUGAGAUUAAUUAACAUGAAGCUGCUAUCCUUGCUAUCGUAUUCUCCUCUGUUUGGAUCUGAAUUGCUGUAGGAGGAGCUGUUGUAGCCCAAGACACGCUGUUAUCUGUGACUCAGUCGCUGUAGGUUUCAGCAAACUGAGGUUUGUUUUUUUCAAAAGAUUAAGCUUAAAGGACCAAGUACAAGAUAUUUUUUUCUUUCUUAUUUUUUUAAGCGUUAUAAUUUGUUUCUGGACGCAGAAGGGUUGAAUUUGGUGCAAAUAUGUCCCCCGGUGGAAGCACAUUCAUUAUUUUCCGUGUCAUAAGGAAAAGCUCGCACUGCUGAAGCUUUUUCUUUUUUUUUUUUUUUCUCCACCGACAUCUCAAAAAGCCUGACCUUUCUGCACGACGUUUGUGAUCAGAAAUGAGCUCGGCGCAGACGUGCCGCUUCAAAUGAGACAUUUUCCUCCUGACAACCGUAAAUGCGGCGUGUAACACAACACCAACAAGCUAAAAACAAGUGUGCACUUUGACGGCGGCAUCAUUUCCCCGCCGCCUAACACUUGGUUGACGUGUAGACUUCAAAGCACUAUUACUAUUUUUUUUUCUGAUCAGUAUUUUUGGUUGCUAAUUUAAUUUGGGGAAUUGUGGUGUUAUAGAACAGAAUGAAGAAAACAAAAUGUCAAUGUGUGUUUUGAUGUUUUUUGAUUCGUGUUUAUGGUGUUAAAGUUUUCCUUUUUUUUUUGUUUUUUUACUUGUUGCUGCUGGUGGAUGAAUUAUGGCGUUGAUCUUGUUUGUUGAACACGAACACAUGAACGUGAGAAGGAGGUUUCUAGUUUGAACUGACACUUUGAAAAAAAUGACUGAAAAAAGUUUGAUAUUUAGCUGGUUUUUCACUUUCUAAGCAUCAGAACCUGGAAAUUCUUCGCGUAUUUGGUUUCCUCUCGCCUCCCCUCUGUCUGUUUUGGUGUUGACGUGAAAUUUGUGAAACGUCUCAUCUCCUUAGAUUUGAAGAAGACGCCCAGAGAUGUUCUUGAACCGUCGCCACCUCGGAGGCGGGAGGGGGCGGGGCUGGAGUGUAUGAAAGCUGGAGUAUAUGAAAGCUGACUUUUUCUGAGCUGCCUCAUCAUCUUCUUUGUUGUUUGACUGAUGCAUGAACUCCUAAUAAAGUUAGCAUCUGUGAUCUGCA